This is a messenger RNA of Cavia porcellus (domestic guinea pig), 1020 nucleotides long. Its product is annotated as olfactory receptor 51L1-like. Gene Ontology annotation, biological process: G protein-coupled receptor signaling pathway. Gene Ontology annotation, cellular component: plasma membrane. NCBI's taxonomy places the organism in Eukaryota, Metazoa, Chordata, Mammalia, Rodentia, Caviidae. Gene Ontology annotation, molecular function: olfactory receptor activity; G protein-coupled receptor activity. The record is from RefSeq and is a predicted model, not a curated record.
AUGAGGUUUUGGAUUUAUCAAAACUCCUCUCUGGUGUGUGACAGUGGAAUUGGACUGUGGUUGAACACUCAUCUCCAUGGCAGCACCCUGUCCUCCACAUUCUAUCUCACAGGUAUUCCUGGCUAUGAAGAAUUUCACCACUGGGUUUCCAUCCCCUUCUGUCUCCUCUACCUUGUUGGAAUAACAGGCAACUGUACCAUCCGGCAUGUCAUCUGGACAGACUUCAGGUUGCAUGAGCCCAUGUACUAUUUCCUGGCCAUGCUUUCUCUCACUGACAUGGGCAUGUCCCUGCCCCCGAUGAUAACACUUUUCAGGGUGCUCUGGUCCAUUUCUAGGGAGAUUCAGUUCAAUAUCUGUGUGGUCCAAAUAUUUCUGAUUCAUACUUUCUCCUUCACUGAGUCAUCUGUGCUCUUGGCCAUGGCCCUGGACCGAUAUGUAGCUAUCUGCCACCCACUGCGCUAUGCUACCAUUCUCACCCCAAAACUAAUCAUCAAGGUUGGGAUUGCAGCCCUGCUCAAGAGCGCUAUUUCACUAAUUCCAGUUAUGGUAAGUUUAGCUUUCUUUACCUUCUGCCAUUCCCAUGUCCUUUCUCAUUCCUAUUGUUUGCACCAGGACAUAAUUCACCUUGCCUGUGCUGACACGAAAUUUAACGUUAUAUAUGGUUUGUUUUUGAUUAUUCUGCUUUGGGGCCGGGAUCCUCUGGGCAUUUUAGUAUCUUAUGCUUUCAUCCUUCAUUCUGUGUUAAGAAUUUCAUCCCAUGAGGGGAGACUGAAGGCACUCAACACUUGGCCCUCCCACAUCUGUGCCGUGCUCAUUCUGUAUGUGCCUAUGAUAGGGUUAUCAAUCGUGCAUCGUUUUGCCAAGCAUUCCUCUCCCCUUGUCCACAUUUUCAUGGCUCAUAUCUACUUAAUGGUGCCACCAGUGCUCAACCCAAUCAUCUCUAGUGUGAAAACUAAGCAGAUCCGCCAAGCAGUCCUCCAGCUAUUCCUUCGCCCCACAAUUAGUUCUGUUGGAAUAUAA